Molecule: messenger RNA, 882 nt
Organism: Kwoniella botswanensis
Lineage: Eukaryota; Fungi; Basidiomycota; Tremellomycetes; Tremellales; Cryptococcaceae
Exons: 7
Coding region: 1-882 (293 amino acids)
Cellular component (GO): cytosol; nucleus
Source: RefSeq, a predicted model, not a curated record
AUGACGAAGAGGACUAUUAGAGUGGCCUUGUUGAUCAAUGAUACUCCCGUGCCAGCUGUGAUAGAAGAAGAUGGAACGUAUUACGAUAUAUACAAACGAUGGCUCUUACAGUCAUUAUCUACAUAUCCCGAUACUGCCAUAGCGAAAAAUACAGAAUUGAUAAUUGAUGGAUAUGAUGUGGUGGACAAAAGAGAAUAUCCACCUGAAGAUAGGUUGUUGGCGAAUUCGAAAGAUGGUUAUGACGCUAUUAUGUUGACUGGAUCAAAACAUACCGCCCACGACUCGUCCAACCCAUUCGUCCCACCUUUAAUCUCCUUCAUUCGACGUCUCACUUCAUCUCCAGAAUACAGCCAUCUGAAAUUCAUUGGGAUCUGUUUUGGACACCAGAUCUUGUCUCUAGCGUUGGGUGGGGAAUGUGCUAGUGGACAGAAUGGAUGGGAGAUAGGUGUAUAUGGAUGUAAAUUGACGGAGGAAGGGAAGAAGUGGUGGACUUGGCAUGUGGACGGUCAAGGUGGUGACGAUAAAGUGUAUCUGGAACAAAUGCACCGAGACCACGUCCCUUUCGUUCCACCAUCGUGUCAUCUCCUCCUCUCCACACCUCAAUACCCUGUUCAUUCUUUCGUCCGCUAUCACCCCCUUUCCUCACCUUCCGAUCCCAUCGCUCAGAUACUGACCGUUCAAGGUCAUCCGGAAUUCACACCUUCCAUCGUAUCUCACAUCAUAGAUGCUAGAAGUUCCACCGGAGUGUUCAGCCCAGAAGUCACGAAGGAAGCGAGGAGAAGAGCUGGUGGGAAAGGUACGGGUGGUGAAGGGUAUGGUAGGAUUGGCUGGAGUGUUUGGAGAGUGUUGCUGCAGAACGUACCAGUACCAGUUCAACGAUAG